Molecule: messenger RNA, 3718 nt
Organism: Paramisgurnus dabryanus
Lineage: Eukaryota; Metazoa; Chordata; Actinopteri; Cypriniformes; Cobitidae
Source: RefSeq, a predicted model, not a curated record
AUGAUAACGCCGAAACUGAUAUUUCAGUCAAUACGGCCCCAGGAUUGGUUUGCAGCAAUAGAUCUGAAGGACGCGUACUUUCAUGUGUCCAUCCUCCCUCGCCACAGACCGUUUCUGCGCUUUGCGUUCGAGGGGCGGGCAUACCAGUACAAAGGAACGAGGGUUACAUACGUAACCGAGACGGUUUCCACUGAACCUAAAGACGUGUCUGUCUACAACUUUUCCUCUUCCUCCCAGGACUCUGACUCUUCCACCCCUCCACGGGGGAAGGCGAAUAAGAAAGCAAAGUCAAAGAGGAUCAUCCCAACUAGCGGUGCUCAAAAGGCAGUAACGUUGUCACAGAUGAAGCGGGAAUGUAAAAGACUGAAACUAGAAGCAAUCAAUCAUCGAUGGGGCUUUGGUACAGAAAGUGCUGCAGACAGCAAGGAUGAAGAGGAUGAGAAGGAGAGCUCUGGAGAUGACAACCUUAGGCCUGGUAAGAGGGUGUCUUUUCAGUUCCUGGGGAGCCAACCUGAGGAACAUCAAAAGAUGAUUUCCCAAGGAGAGACUCAAGUUGUCAGUCCUGAUGAAAGCAUUAUUAACAAUGUGGAAGUUGAAGACAUUGAGACAAACUGCUCAGAUCAACUUCCAAAAUCAAAUGAAAAUACCCAAGAGCAUCCUCAUCCGUCCCCUUUUGAAGCACUGAAAAGAGCUAGAGAGGAUCAGGAUGGUGAUGAUCCACAGGGUACACCAAAAAUAUCCAGAACAACUGCACAGUCUCCGACUGAAGAUCCAACAUCUAGACACUCAGAGGAAGAGCAGAAUGUAAAAAAGGUCCCCCCAAUGUCAGGGAGAUGGUCACCAGCUACACCAGUCCUUGGGAGGAGGUCUACUAGGGUGCGAAGUAACCGGGGAAGUCCAGCAUACAUGAAAAGAAACCACAAGGGAGAGACCCCACUGCACCUGGCUGCGAUAAAGGGUGAUGUGGAGGAGGUACGCAAGCUUCUUGCUCAGGGAGCCGACCCCAACCUGAAGGACAAUGCAGGCUGGACGCCGUUGCAUGAGGCGUGUAAUCUUGGUCACCUAGGACUUGUGGAGGAACUGCUACAGCAGGGGGCGCUGUUGAACACUCCUGGAUAUCAGAACGACUCUCCACUGCACGACGCUGUGAGGAACGGGCACGUAGCAGUUGUCAAACUCCUGGUUGAGCGGGGAGCGUCUAAAACUGUACUGAAUAUGUUUGGCCUGCGGCCUGUAGAUUAUGCGCUGACUCCAGAAAUGCAGAAUGUCCUAAAAAGCGCCCCCGAGGCACCCGAUCCUGUAACAGUCGCCCUGGGGCUGUCCGACAGUCUCUGUAAGUCUUCAGGCUGUGCGUGGGAGGCCGGGGGUCCGAUGGUUCUGAUUGGCAGUCAGUUGUCACAGAGUCAGAGGACGCAGCUUGCUAAAGCAGCUCGUCUACUCGGAGGAAAACCAGUCGAGUGCUUUUCAAAUGCAGUCACCCAUGUGGUUGUACCAGAUGGUUCCAGCCUGCCGUCUACCCUGACCACACGGCUGGGCAUUCUCAAUGGCUGUUGGGUCCUCCAUUUUAACUGGGUGUGUUGUAGCCUUCAGGCAGGCAGCUGGGCUGAGGAGAGCAUGUACGAGACAGGUGAAGGCCCCCUACGUGCCCGUGUGAACAGAGACAGCCUGCUGCCUCCACUCUUUGAUGGCUGCUUCUUCUACCUGAUGGGUUCCUUCCACAAACCACCCAAAACUGAACUUCUUCAGUUGAUCAAAGAUGGAGGAGGUCAGCUUCUGAAUCGCCAGCCCAAACCCGACAGCGAUGUCACGCAGACCCUCAGUGCGGCGGCCUAUCACGCUCAGCCGGGAUCCGAUCAAAUUCUCUGCACCCAGUAUAUCUUAUAUGAUCCUCAGAGCUCCUACAAACCGACAAAGGUUCGGGUCGGAAAGGUCUGGUCGGCUACGUCGACUUGGCUUCUGGACUGUAUAGCUGCCUUUCAACUCCUGCCCGUGCCAGAGCCCUAAAUCACAUGCCUGCUGUAUUUUGAGUUCAACUUUAUGACAUUAAAUAUAGCACUUGGUCGUUUAUUAAUUUUUUUUGAAGACAGGCAUCCUUAAAACCAAUUCUAACUGCAAGCUUUUAUACUUUUGUGCUGGGGAAAAAUAAAGGGCCGCAUUAUCCCCUCAUGACUGAAGUGUCGUGUUUAAACCGAGGAGAACGUAUUUGCACGCCUUUCAAAGUCUAUUGUGCUUGUUCUUGUUUCUAGGACAAAAUAAUGCCAUCUGAAAGCAAGAAAAUUAUAAAUACGUUGCCAUUGUUAGUGACCUAUUUUAAGCAUAAUCGCAACUCGUCUGCAAACAAUUCAGGGGUUUAUUUCUCACAAAAUGUACAUCUUCAUCAGACUUGUAAAUGAAAUGCUAAUCGCUUAGAUCCUGUUCGUUUAAAAAGCAAUUGUUAUUCAUAUAGUCCAGGAAAGGGUAAUGAAUGGAUCCCGGCUUGCUUUGACUUCACAGAAGCAGAAGUGGCAUUAAGAUCAGAUAAAAACAACAACCCGAGCCAAGAGAAAAAGAGCAAUUAAUUAUCUAGUUGCAAAGUUGAUGCUUUCAAACAAACCUUUCGGUUUGCUCUUCGUUUCUCGUAGGGUUUAAAAAUGAAAGAUUUCUGGAACUCUGGCCUUUUCCCAAGAUGCAGCUUUCAAUGGGAUUAGUCAGGGAUGCUCCUAAUUGCUAUUGAUUGCUGUGAGCCGCAUUAAAUUGCUUCGCCUUAGACCUGCAGGGACGUGGAGGGAGGCAAUUAGAGGUGUGGACAGGGGUUCAUGGGGUGAUUAAUUGGAGGGUACUGAGGUCCUGUGGGUGGAGGGAAGACUCUUAAAACCUGACUUUGCAAACUUUAUUACCCUGUUUUUAAAAAAGUAAGCUUUAAAACAUACAAAGGCAUGCAUGGUGCAGAGUGUGUAGGUAGGUUUAAGAGCAAAGUUUCUUAUGUAGUGUGCUUUUUAAAUCCGUAUUUUAUGAGUCUUUUAUUGGAUCCUGGCUUUACUGGGUCUUCUUUUUAGCCUGAAUGUAUAUUUAAGGGAAAAUUGCUCACAUUCUUUGCAGUAAAAUCAUAACUUGUGCACCUUUAUUAUAGACUUUUGGGAAGUUAUCGGAUAAAAUAAUAAUUCUUUUAAGCUACGGUACCAACCAAAAUUUGGUCCUCCAUGGUGUACGUGUCCUGAUAUAUAUGCAUGCAUUUUACUGCAAAUACACUCAUGAAUGACCAAAUUCAGAAGUGUAUGUGUCAUUGCAGGAUAUAUACGGGCCAUCAAAAUGCCCGAAAAAGUUUAUGUGCUCAAAAUGGUGCAGUUCACUUGAGUAAGUGUGAACACUGCAAACCUUGGUGCACACCAAACAAGUGUAAUGAGAUUGAUAGGUUUGGUCCAUUUCUAAAUGCACUCUGGUGCUGUUCGACAAAAAUGUGACUCUGGGCCACAACACUAGUUAUAUGUCACACUGAUAUAUUUGUAGCAAUAGCCAACAAUACAUUGUAUGGGUCAAAAAUAUCGAUUUGUACCUACUAUCCUGCAAUAUACAGUUUUGUAAUAUCGUAUUGUAACCUCCUCUUUUUUAAAAUCUUUUUUUUUUUGCAGAUCUUGGGCAAUGUUGUUGUAAAAAGUUAUAAUUAAAAAUGUUCAAUAAACAAGAAUCACAAAAAAAAAAUAUAGAUUUGUAUGCCCAAAUCAUUAGGAUAUUAUGUAAA